Molecule: messenger RNA, 910 nt
Organism: Pteropus alecto (black flying fox)
Lineage: Eukaryota; Metazoa; Chordata; Mammalia; Chiroptera; Pteropodidae
Product: chymotrypsinogen B
Exons: 6
Coding region: 1-891 (296 amino acids)
Biological process (GO): proteolysis
Molecular function (GO): serine-type endopeptidase activity
Source: RefSeq, a predicted model, not a curated record
AUGACCUUUCUCUGGUUCCUCUCCUGCUUCACCCUCGUGGGGGCCGCCUUCGGCUGCGGGGUCCCCGCCAUCCAACCUGUGCUGAGUGGCCUGUCCAGGAUCGUCAAUGGGGAGGACGCCAUCCCCGGCUCCUGGCCCUGGCAGGUGUCCCUGCAGGUGAGGGGGUAUUCUGCACGAGUCGGGGACACACUGGGUGGUGGGCCCGCUGGGAGCUGCCAGUGUCCAGCCAGCACUAACCCUGCCAUGUUCCCCCAGGACAGCACCGGCUUCCACUUCUGUGGGGGCUCCCUCAUCAGCGAGGACUGGGUGGUGACCGCUGCCCACUGCGGGGUCAGGACCUCCCACCUGGUCGUAGCCGGGGAGUUUGACCAGGGCUCAGAUGAGGAGAAUGUCCAGGUCCUGAAGAUCGCCAAGGUUUUCAAGAACCCCAAGUUCAACCUGCUCACCGUCCGCAACGACAUCACCCUGCUGAAGCUGGCCACGCCCGCCCGCUUCUCUAAGACCGUGUCCGCCGUGUGCCUGCCUGACGCUGACGACGACUUCCCCGCCGGGUCGCUGUGCGCCACCACUGGCUGGGGCAGGACCAAGUACAAUGCCAACAAGACCCCCGACAAGCUGCAGCAGGCGGCCCUGCCCCUCCUGUCCAACGCCGAAUGCAAGACGUUCUGGGGCAGCAAGAUCAGCGACGUGAUGGUCUGCGCCGGCGCCAGCGGCGUCUCCUCUUGCAAGGGUGACUCUGGCGGCCCCCUGGUCUGCCGGAAGGACGGAUCCUGGACCCUGGUGGGCAUCGUGUCCUGGGGCAGUAGCACCUGCUCCACCUCCACACCUGGAGUGUACGCCCGCGUCACGGAGCUCAUACCCUGGGUCCAGAAGAUCCUGGCUGCUAACUGAACCUGUGGUCCCUACCGUC